Messenger RNA from Penaeus indicus, 1602 nucleotides. RefSeq lists its product as uncharacterized. NCBI's taxonomy places the organism in Eukaryota, Metazoa, Arthropoda, Malacostraca, Decapoda, Penaeidae. The record is from RefSeq and is a predicted model, not a curated record. Bases 867 to 1253 code for a protein of 128 amino acids. The transcript is spliced from 2 exons.
CCUGAUAAGACCGUAGAAACACCAAACACUGUGUUACUGUUUAGUCUAUUAAAGAUACCCUUUUCAGUAAUGUAACUAGAAAUUUCUUGGUGUUGUUUUAUUGCUGUAGACAAGAUGCAAGGUUACAUAUCUCAAAGGCAUAUGUAUCAAGAAAUUAAAUAAAAGGGUCAUUUUGUGUUUUCAAGACUGACAUGUCUAUGAUUUUCCAAGUAGGCUAGUCAUUCUUUUCUUAGAUUAGUACAUCCAUACAUCCUUUUAAGAGGUUUCCUUUCAUGUAGAAUGUACAAACAAGAAAUUCUAUUUGGCAUGGAGAGGGGGUUCAUAAGUAUUCUUUAAGAAGACUUCACCCUUCACCAUGAAGACACACACGCCUACUUCUGUAGGUUUGAAAAGUCUUAUGCAGACCUACACUAAUCAAAUUCUAUUGCAGAUUUUUAUUUAUUGUGACUAUAAAGUGUAAAUUUACUUAAUAGGAGGACGAAGAACUGGAAACGGUGAGGCAUGAUCUGGAAGAUUUCUCAGAAGAUGAUGACAGUUUUCAGCAGCUUCUUUACAAGCAAGAGCACGAGGAAGCUGAGCUCCGACGUCGCCACCAGCAAGAACGGGAAGCCUACAAAGUCCAGCGCCUACAACGAAGCCAGAAUAGUAGACGACCUCAGUCUCUACGCCUGGCUUCGUCUCCGGGCCCCCCCACGCCAGGCACGACCCCAACGUCGCCACACUCCCAGUCAGACUCAAAGCAGUCAGAGAAAUGUGAUAUCCCAGUUGGUGCUAAUGGUGAUGCAGCCAUUGCAUCCGAUCAUUCUGUGGAUACCUCCAGUAGUGGCACAACGUCAGGAAAGAAAGGGCGUACAAUCUCAGAGGAUAUGUUAGAGUUGGUUCAGAACCUGAGCGGCCCUCGACAGGCACAGCGGCCGUCCCAGGGCAAGAUGACCCUCAACCAGAUGAUGGCCCAGCAGAAAGCCACAGCAUCAUUACAGCAUCCAGGGCAGAGACCAGUUUAUCCCACAGUGGGAUAUGCUACUGCACCCUUUCAUGGCCACAUAUUCCCCACAUUUCAUACAUUCCCCUACCCGUAUCAGAAGCUGUCCGAUGGCUCAAUAGUGGCUGUGUCCCAAGUAGAUGAUGUUUCUGGAACUCCCCCUAGUACUAGUAGUACCAGCAGUAGCGGCAGUAACAUGCCAUUACAGCAACAACCCUCACAACAGCCACCUGCCACAAGUGCCUCAUGGGUACAGUGGCAACAGCAGUAGGUGUGGCCAACAUUCCAAGCUCCCUCUCAGGGACAGGAACCUGCAUCUGUGAUCCUCUAAUUUUGUACUCCCACAUAUGGAGAUGAGCUCAGCAACGGCAGUGGAAGCAACAUGGUCCUGGCAGUCCAGCAGAAGUUAACCAUAGAAUAUUUUGUGUCUCAUCCAUUGAAUGAUAUGGGUCUUACUAUUGUCCAUUUGAAGAACUUUACAAGUGAUUUACAGCUGACAAGGGGCAGCAGUGUUUCCAGUGCUAGUUGACGAGUUUCAAACUAGUCAUCAAAUAGAAGGGAUGAAAAUGGAAAUUUCUAAUGUUUGUUUGCAUCAGAAAUAAUUUGAUUUUGUACCUCAG